GGACGAUGAGUCACGAUCGGGCGAUUUUGUGUCGAUGGCGAAGUUUGAGAGGUGUUCGCAAUGGCUUCGGAUGAUUCGGAAGGCAGGAGGCAGGCAUUCGACAUAUAGCGCACGGCGGCGAGACCAAUGGCGCCCCAGAAAGUGGUGCUCUCCUUCACCGGCGGCAAGGACUCGACUCUUGUGUUGCACAUCCUGUCCAAAAGCCCCGAACUAUACAACGUCGCGCUUCUCUGCACGUUCGUUCCAGCGAAAGCGAAGCCUUUCCUGAGCCACAAGUUAGAACUGAUCCAGGCCAUUGCCAAGGCAGUUGGAGUCCCUCAUAGGGUUUUGGUUAUCGACCCCGGACAACCUGCAGAGAGCAGCGAAAACUCAGAUGCAGCAAAUCAGAGCUGCGCAACCGCGACGGGACGAAACGAUUUCCUCUCGUGUUAUGUGGCACAGAUGCAAUUGUUGAAAUCGGAAGGCAUCGAGGCGUUCGCAAACGGGGACAUUGAGGACGUGUGCUCGGACUUCAUGGGGAAAGCGGCGCGGGCAGCUGGGCUUCCUCUCGUUAGGCCCCUAUGGGAGGUACCUCGGCCAAAACUGUUGGCACAACUAUAUGACGAGUUCGCCCUCAAGUUCAUCGUUACCUGCGUGAACUCAACGGCCAUCCCACGAGAGGUGGCAGCUCUGAUGCUGGGAAGGGUGCUGACGAAGGAACUCCUUGCGCAUUGCCUGUCACAGCCUGGGUGUGAGUCGGUGGAUCAAUGCGGGGAAAACGGGGAAUUCCAUACCAUGGUGCUCGACGGGCCUUUGUAUCAGCAGCGAAUCAACAUUCCCCGCGGGAAAAUAACUGAGAGCGAGGGUGGACUAUAUCUAUUUUGGGAUUUCAGCGACUUUUCUUUGAAGACCAAGGACGGACGUUCAUAGAUCAACACGGCGGUAUCUAGUGGUGGGAAGCGAGAGGUGGACUACAACAAACACGGUGAUAGAUGUUAGACUAGGGUGGCAUCGCGAUUUUGGUGCAGUGUCAGAAUGAUGAGAAUGCAUAAAGAUGCCGCUCAUAUGGGAGUACGUGGUAGGUGACG
Messenger RNA from Fimicolochytrium jonesii, 1067 nucleotides. RefSeq lists its product as uncharacterized. NCBI's taxonomy places the organism in Eukaryota, Fungi, Chytridiomycota, Chytridiomycetes, Spizellomycetales, Powellomycetaceae. Bases 127 to 909 code for a protein of 260 amino acids. The transcript is spliced from 2 exons. The record is from RefSeq and is a predicted model, not a curated record.